Messenger RNA from Cyclospora cayetanensis, 714 nucleotides. RefSeq lists its product as uncharacterized. The transcript has 2 exons. Bases 1 to 714 code for a protein of 237 amino acids. The record is from RefSeq and is a predicted model, not a curated record. Lineage: Eukaryota; Apicomplexa; Conoidasida; Eucoccidiorida; Eimeriidae.
AUGAGGCUUCUGACCCUCCGCGCGUUCUCUUUGUGUUGCUUGGCAUUCCUCUGCAUUGCGCUGUGUGUCUCUGCCUGUUCUGGAUCUCUUUUGGACAUAGGGCGGGGUAGGCGCGGCGGGGGGGAAGGCAGCGGCGCAGGAGACAGCGGCGUUGUGCGGUGUUCGUUCAUAGCAGGAACUGGAUCCCCCGAGGGAGGCCCGUCAGGGGCACCGCUGUCUUCUUUCUUCGUGCCAGCGAGCGACAGGGCUAUGUAUGAGGAAGGUCUGAGGGACUACUUACAGCAGAUUGGGGCUCAGGCUUCUGAGUUAAGUGUGGUCUGCGCGCCUUAUCUGUCGUCGGAGCCACUGACCUGCCAGUUGUGCAUGUAUAACGAGGUGUCUAGGGACCUGAAGCAUGUUCGCCAUGGGCAGGUGCUGUCAUCCCUCCUCCCGCAGUGUAUGCAGGGGGCUUUUGAGCAGGCAUUCAAGAUGCCCCUGUCGCAGUACCACCCCAUCUGCUACCCAGAGGAGAAAACCCAACAAGCAACACAAGACACCAAGCAGCAGCAAAUUGUGCAGCACGGAGCAGAUGGAUCCUGCACUUGGAUGCCUACUCAUGGGGUUUCUGCGCUUGUCCUUUUUGUUCUGGACACUGCAGAGUGCCACAUAAUGAAGCACGGUCCUACAGUUCUACAGCUCCGCGCAGGUCGCGCCGAACAAAUGCACUGCACUUAA